Messenger RNA from Zonotrichia leucophrys gambelii, 3465 nucleotides. RefSeq names its product KIAA0040 ortholog. NCBI's taxonomy places the organism in Eukaryota, Metazoa, Chordata, Aves, Passeriformes, Passerellidae. The transcript is spliced from 2 exons. The record is from RefSeq and is a predicted model, not a curated record. Bases 172 to 507 code for a protein of 111 amino acids.
UGCCCGGAGCCGCCUCACGCCGGCGGGACGAGCGGGCGGGACGGGGCCGCGGCGCUGAGGCACCAUCCAAGGACUCUUGUGGAGCCCACUAGCUGCUUACAGGAGCUGAGCAUAUCUCAAGGUGCCUUUCAAGCAGAGGGAGCAGCACAGGCAGCCUACUCAGGAGCUGACAUGCAGCAGAAGAUCAGCUCUUUCUUUAAUUCCAUCUUGGAGCUCAUCCGUACCAAGCAUGAGGAAGGUGUCUUCAACACUGUCUGCCUGGCCGUGCUCCUGGGUCUGCCCUUUGUUGUCCUCCUUGCCUUCAUUUUCAUCUGCUGCCACUGCUGCUUCUGCAGAAGGAGGGGAGGAAGCACAGGGAAAGGUGGCUCCAGCAGCAAUGGGCAGCUGCAUGCCGACAGGAACAAGAAGAAAAAGAAGAAGAAGAAGAAGCAGGAUGAGGAGGACCUGUGGAUUUCAGCUCAGCCCAAGCUGCUCUUGCUGGACAAGAGACCGUCCUUGCCCAUCUAGCAGGAGGGUGUUCAGGUCCUCUCCUCUGAGAUGCCACCAUUCCUUUCACCUGUGCACCAGGAGGGGUGAGGAGAUACCAAAGCUGCUGCCACUUUGUGGUGACUUUCGACAGAGGCUGACCCCAGCAUGCUGAAGGGCCAGCAGGGAACAAGGCACAGGCUGUGCAAGCCUCUUCUCCCCCACCAUGACAGCAUGCCCCGGGGCACAGACCCCUGCAAAGGACAGGUGAGCACACAUGGGUGACCUGCCUCCUGGUUGUGUGUCCCUCCUGCCACAAGCACAGUGCACACCCGUGGGGCUGGCACACAGCGAAGGGUGUGCCAGGCUCUCCCUCUGCACUCAGCUGCCAGCACACACACAGGGGUGCACAGGACAAUGCUCACCCACCUGCACGUUCCCCCUGCACAGCACAGACUGCUGUGAGUGAAGCAGGCACAGCCCACCUCCUUUGCUUGCCCUGCCAUGGGGGUGGCACAGCUUCGCUGUCCAGCCUCCGUCCAAACCCAGCUUGCUUUAUGGGCUCAAGGCUGAGUUACCCCACAGCUGAAAGAUGUGCCAUCUACCAGGCCACCAAACCAAAGUCUCCUGUGAGCACCUGAGGCUGGAUGCCCUUAGCACAACCUUAGAGACCUCAGACACCAUGCUAAGGCAGCACAGCAGAAGGAUGCCUUGCCAUCUAGGCUGGAGGCAGGCAGGAGGGAGGAGGCUGCCAGACCAGCCCUUUUGCACCAGCACUUAAGAAAACACCUUCCUUGAAAGACUCUUUUGUACAAACUUGCCAUUAAAGAGCUCACCAUGCUACUGCAAGAGCAGAAACACAACCUGAGGCUGUGUAAAAGCUUUGCUACGGGCAUUAGAGUUAUUUAUUGAAUGACUACUAAAGAAGAGCAGGACCAAAGGCCCCUCUGGAGCAGGGCCAGGGACAUGGAAGCAGUAUUGAGGCAGCAGACAUGGUUUCCUGGCACACUCAGCCAUCACCUCUCCCUGCAGCCCUUGUGCCAUGUGUCAGACACACAGACCCAUGAGCAGGUACUGCCCCAGCUGAUGCCAGCUCUGUGUGCUGCACUGAACAUUUCUGGAUGCCUGUCAGACUGACCAGCUCUGGGAUUUUGAAUGUGCUGUAGAAGCAAAGCAAAUUCCAUGUGCAGUCAUCCCUUACAUAGGAUACAUGAUACAGGCAGACCAUGCACCUCUCUCUGUCCUCAUGUUCUGGAAGAAUGGUUCAACUGGGCACAGCAGCUAACAGGACCACACACAGCUCUCAUCCCUGCUCUGCUUCCCACCUGCCCCACCCUGGCUUGUGUUCCCAUCCUGUAUCCCUUGAGCUGGGAGUCUCCUGUGCUCUCUCCUCUCUGCCCCAGCAGGCUCUGUCUCCCCAAUCUCUUUUUCCAUUGAGGGAUGCAUGUGUGUGAUGAGAAGCCUCAUCACAUCUGGGUUUUGCCCUGUCUGUACACUGGAUGUCUUCCUUCCAUUUUCUUGCAGUUCUUAAGCUGCUGGAGCAGCCCAGAGCUGCCAGCCAGAGCCAGGCAUCUGGGGAACAAGCAGCCAAACCCAUGUGGGCAAGCCUGGACAGAACUGCUGGGCACAGCUGCUUCCAGCCCAGGCAAGGGUGAUGCCACCUUCCCCUCACUUGGAGGACACAGCCACCAGCUGGAAGUAGCUGUUUGUGCCACCCAGUCCCAGCACAGCCUGUUCUGUCCAAUGCAGGCAGGGCUGUGAUGGUCACAUCAUGUCACAGGGUUUGGCUGCAUGUUGUCACAGGGUUUGUGCUGGGAACAGCCAUGAGGCUGGGCUCCUCCUCACACAGCCCUUUAAAUGGACCCCAUAUGUGCCUUAUUUUCCAGUUUGCUUUGUCACCAUUGAAAUUAGUGACUCCCUUCUGCUCCAAAACAGGAAGCAACAUAUAAUGGUAUAAAAAUUAGGAUUUGCCACAUGUCAUGCUAGGAAAUGGAGAAAUAGCUCUGAUCUCUGUCCCAAGCUCCCAGUCUAGCCAAGAUCCUAGAACUGGCUAGAACUAGCGCUGCACUUGUAUUAUUCCUCCUUCCUUCCCUCCUCUCCCCAUCCAAGUGCUUUUCUCAGCCCUCCUGCCUCCACACUCACCAGGUGGCCAGAGGAGCCCAUGCAGGUGCUGUGAUCCAGAGGCAGGAGCAGCCCUGGAGGCAGGGUGGUGCUGCCUGGAGGAAUCAAAAAAAAAAUCAGAGUAAAGGGAAACACAGUGGGAGGCCAGAGGCUCAGCCAAACAAGCAGGGGCACUGAGGCAGUGAGCACUGUCAGAGUACAGCCUGCCUGGUGUGGAGGUUCUGCAGGGCUUCCUGCAGGAAGGCUUUUCUCCAGAAAGCACAGCAAGUAACUCUUCAAGUGAAGGCUACCAAUUCCUACAAGAGCCAGAGAACUGCCAGGAAAAUGUGAGCUGUGGAUCACACUCAUCUCCAGAUCCAGGCUUUGGGGAGUUCAGAGCUAGGUCUGAAUUUCAAGGGCUCCCCAAAGUCAUCAUUCAAGCCACCCCUGGGCUGGGCAGGGAGGGACCAGGAUACAACCCUGCCCUGAUCCAUCCAACCAGUGCAUGGUCUGAGCCUCCACACUCCCUAAAGAACAGGGCUGGCUUCCUUGGUGUCUGCUGUUUGGGCCAAACCAUGCACGGAAUCAGCUGCUUCUGGAGGAAAAAGUAAAAGAGCAGAAAGCCUGAGGUGCACUGGAACCUGUUAUCCACCAGCUGGGCAGCUGGAACCCUGCAGCACCCACAUGACCAAGGGGGCAGAGAUGCACAGUACAGAAACUCCACUGCACAGUCCCUGCUCUCCAGACACCCCAGCCCUGCCUCCCACAGCUGCAUUUCAAUAUCAACCUUCCAUUUUCCUGAACAAGUCCAUGCAACAGGGAACAACAACAAAACAAAUCUUGUGCAAUUUUUUUUAAAACCAAAAAUAAAUGACUCUUAAACUGCAAACAAACACUGUA